Tetrahymena thermophila SB210 is the source of this 1149-nucleotide messenger RNA. RefSeq names its product zinc carboxypeptidase family protein. Lineage: Eukaryota; Ciliophora; Oligohymenophorea; Hymenostomatida; Tetrahymenidae. The record is from RefSeq and is a predicted model, not a curated record. The transcript is spliced from 7 exons. Gene Ontology annotation, biological process: proteolysis. Gene Ontology annotation, molecular function: zinc ion binding; metallocarboxypeptidase activity.
AUGAUUAAAAUAAACAAAUUUACAAUAAGUUUAAUAGUAAUAACAACACUGUUUUUACAAGUCUCUCAAUGCUCAAAGAUAAAUUUUGAUAUCUACCAUACUACCGAUGAAAUAAAUCUACUACUUCAACAGCUAGAUGGUAAUUGUGAAGGCUAUAGCUUAAAUUUGGCUAAUGAUGAUCCUGAUAUUUAUGAAGUCACUUUAAGCUCACUAGAAAGCGAUAAACCACUUAAAGCACUUAUAAUUUUUGGCGAGCAUCCAAGAGAAUUAAUAUCACCUGAAACUGGUUUAAAUUUUCUUAAAUCUUUAUGCGGAUAAAGUUAAUUUGGAGAUUAUGAACUAACACAAAAAAUAAGGGAUAACUAUGAUCUGAAGCUAAUCAUUAAUUCAAAUCCUAAUUCUAGAAGAUUAGUAGAAGAAGGUGAUUAUUGCAAGCGUGAAAAUCCAAAUUUUGUAGAUAUUAAUAGAAAUUGGGGUAGUCACUGGGAACAUGUCUAAGAUGAAUAAAGGUAAGUUAAUUCAGGCGAAGCUCCUUUUAGCGAAAUAGAAACUUAGGUUUUAAAAAAAAUAGCCACUGAUUUUUCACCUAAUGUUUUCAUUUCAAUUCACUCUGGUACUUUAGGUCUCUAUACUCCUUAUGCUUAUACAAACUAAAGAGCUGAAAGAAAUGAAGAACAUAUGAUCAAUAUUGUGAGUGAUAUAUAAAAAAAAUAUUGCAAAAAUUGUAGUGUUGGAGCUGCUGGAAAAGAAGUAGGUUACCUUUGUCCUGGAACUUGUUUGGACUAUAUUUAUGAAACCCUUGAAGCUGAUUAUUCUUUUGCAUUUGAAAUUUAUUCAAACGAAAAUGAAAUUCAUUAAGCUCUUGAAGGUAGUAGCUUUUUACAAAUGAGAUCUAGAAAUCAAAGACUUCGUCAUACUUUUAGAAGAAGCGAAUAAUUCCGUCCAUCAUCGUGUUUCCUUCAAUCCAGUUCUGAAUCAAGCAACGAUACUGAUUCCGAUAGUUUAUCAGAUCUUUUUUCAGAUAGUUAUUAACAGUGCUUCUUAUUUUUUAAUCCUGAAUCUCAUGAUGAUUAUGAUUUUGUUAUUGAUAAUUGGACAAAGGCUCUUUAUGAGACUCUUAACCAUGUUACUGAUAACAAAACCUUAUGA